Messenger RNA from Homarus americanus (American lobster), 426 nucleotides. Its product is annotated as pollen-specific leucine-rich repeat extensin-like protein 3. NCBI's taxonomy places the organism in Eukaryota, Metazoa, Arthropoda, Malacostraca, Decapoda, Nephropidae. The record is from RefSeq and is a predicted model, not a curated record. The transcript has a single exon. The coding region runs from base 1 to 426 and encodes 141 amino acids.
AUGGCCACCCCUGCCCACGUUCCGCUCAUGGCCACCCCUGUUCACGUUCCGCUCAUGGCCACCCCUGUCCACGUUCCGCUCAUGGCCACCCCUGUUCACGUUCCGCUCAUGGCCACCCCUGUCCACGUUCCGCUCAUGGCCACCCCUGUUCACGUUCCGCUGUGUCCACGUUCGCUCAUGGCCACCCCUGUUCACGUUCCGCUCACCCCUGUCCACGUUCCGCUCAUGGCCACCCUGUUACGUUCCGCUAAAGGCCACCCCUGUCCUCGUUCCAAUCAUGGCCAACCCUGUCCACGUUCCGCUCAUGGCCACCCCUGUCCACGUUCCGCUCAUGGCCACCCCUGUCCACGUUCCGCUCAUGGCCACCCCUGUUCACGUUCCGCUCAUGGCCAACCCUGUCCACGUUCCGCUCAAGCUUGGGUUUAG